Messenger RNA from Xyrauchen texanus (razorback sucker), 1521 nucleotides. Its product is annotated as four and a half LIM domains protein 1-like. Gene Ontology annotation, molecular function: transmembrane transporter binding. The coding region runs from base 122 to 964 and encodes 280 amino acids. The transcript has 6 exons. Gene Ontology annotation, biological process: muscle organ development. The record is from RefSeq and is a predicted model, not a curated record. Lineage: Eukaryota; Metazoa; Chordata; Actinopteri; Cypriniformes; Catostomidae.
UUUGCGUUCUGGAAUUAAAGGACUGCUGCAGAACCAGUGCAAAGCAGAUACAAUCUGCUGGCGCGUCAGUGGACAGGAUUUUGAGCACCGCGUCCACCAAAAAGAGUUUUAUUGGGUGACCAUGGCAGACCGUUCCAACUGUUUUUACUGUCGCGAGGACCUCGGAGGAAAGAAGUUUGUGAGGAAGGAUGAGAAGCAAGUCUGUGUGCGAUGCUUCGAUAAGUUCUGUGCCAACACCUGCACUGAAUGUCGACGCUCAAUCAGCACUGACUCUAAGGAGGUCCACCAUAAGGGGCAGUACUGGCACUCGGAUUGUUUCCGAUGUGCCAAAUGCUAUAAGAACCUGGCUAAGGAGUCCUUCAGCAUCAAGGAUGACAGGAUCCUGUGUGGAAAGUGUAGCUCACGUGAGGAUGCCCCUCGCUGCCAUGGCUGCUACAAGCCCAUACUGGCAGGGACUGAGAAUGUGGAAUACAAAGGCAACUCAUGGCAUGAUGAGUGUUUCACCUGCUAUCAGUGUAAAAAGCCAAUCGGCUCCAAAAGUUUCCUUACAAAAAAUGACAAUAUCUACUGCAGCCCUUGCCACGAGAAGAAAUUUGCCAAGCAAUGUGCUUGCUGCAAAAAGUCCAUUACCACAGGAGGUGUGAAUUACCAGGACCAGCCAUGGCACUCUGAGUGCUUUGUGUGUUCCUCCUGCCGAAAGCCUUUGGCUGGCACCAGUUUCACCUCCCACGAGGAAAAGGUCUACUGUGUGGACUGCUACAAAUGCACUGUGGCCAAGAAGUGCACCAGCUGCAAUAACCCCAUAACAGGAUUUGGAAAGGCUACGAACGUUGUGAACUACCAGGAUGGCUCUUGGCACGAGUACUGUUUUAACUGUAAGAAGUGCUCCCUCAACCUGGCAGACAAGCGCUUUGUAUCUCACAAUGGAGAAAUAUACUGCACUGACUGCUCCAAGAAAGUGUAAGACAAGAAAAAUAUCAACAUUCAUUCAAAUUUAUAACAAAAUCCCAUUUAAAUAUCUUGAUGUAUUGACUAGGGCUUCUGUUCUGUUGGCUCUGGCAUCUUUAUGAGGGGAGUGUGAUAUUUCCUGUGACUAAUGUAAAGUUUGCUUAGAGGCUUUGGUGGGAAAACGUCAUCCUCACUCUUUCCAAAAGAAAGAUAGUGAUAGGUUGACAGACAGGUGAAGGAAAGUGUUCAUCAGGAGGGUAAAGUCUGUUCUUUGGAAUUUCCUUGUGCAUCUGUGUUUCAAAAUUUAAUUGUGGCUUAAUAUGUUUUGAACUUGUAAUGACUUGUAAUCAUUUCAGUAGCCUGCUACUAAAAAAACCUAUACUGAUUCUGUUAUCAAAAAUGUUGUUCUUGUUGUUUGUUUGUCCUCUUAAUCAAAUUACACGUCAUUGUUAUUAACGUGUUGUUUUAGUUAACCUUGUAUGAUUUGAAAAGAAAUAAAGCAAUAAAAUAAAAUAAAGUUUGGGUUCUGAAAAAAGAGAAAAUAAACGUCUCACUGUGUGUGUGAAAAACCUG